AUGGGUAAAGAUGAAGAACAUCUAACUAGAGUACUUGAUAGUUUUGGUUUUGACCCGGUGAUAGGGAUUAGUGUUCUUAUUGAAAAAUCUCUUAUAACCGUUUCAAAUAAAAGCCUAGACAUGCAUGAUCUCAUACAGGAAAUGGGUUUCUAUAUAGUUCGCGAGAGUUUGCCAAAAAGCAGGCUAUGGGAACUUCAACAAAUCCAUGAAUGCAUCAAGGGAAACAAGAAUCCACAAGCAAUUGAAGCCAUAAAGUUGAUGGACAAUGAAUACCAUGUUGAUGACUUACAUGCAAACUUAGGUCUAAGUGCGGAUGUUUUUGCACGCAUGAUAAAUCUUCGGUUACUCUAUAUUGACCGGAAAUUCACUUCUACCCAACCUACAUUUCUCCCUGACGAGCUGUGA
Messenger RNA from Lactuca virosa, 405 nucleotides. Lineage: Eukaryota; Viridiplantae; Streptophyta; Magnoliopsida; Asterales; Asteraceae. The record is from the annotation of a GenBank genome assembly.